Messenger RNA from Plodia interpunctella (Indianmeal moth), 2717 nucleotides. RefSeq lists its product as uncharacterized. The transcript has 8 exons. The coding region runs from base 112 to 2616 and encodes 834 amino acids. The record is from RefSeq and is a predicted model, not a curated record. Lineage: Eukaryota; Metazoa; Arthropoda; Insecta; Lepidoptera; Pyralidae.
UUGUCAAUCAAUUUGUCAAUAGCCUGUGGGAGGUAUUAGUUUGCGUGUGAUUUUUAGAUAAAAACAAUUAUUGUGAUGCGUCAUAUUUUUUAAAAUAUUUAAUUCGAAAGUAUGACUACACCGCAAGAUAGUAUUGUAGUAGACUCUUGUCAAUAUACGCCUGUUUAUCUGAUACAAAAUCCUGGCGCCAUUCAGGGGAGAUCGUUUGUUAUAACACAAAAUCAUGUCGAAGAGCCGAAGCCAGUCAGCGAUAACCUAAAAAGAUUUUACGAAAGCAGUGGAUUGCUCGAAAACAACCUCGUAAACAAUGUCAGUAAUGUCACUAAGCCGCGAGUGCUCAAGAAGGCCGAGACUAAAGUGGUGGGGAAUAACUUGAAGCUUGCCAAUUUUCUGGUACCCAAGGUUGAGAAUACCCAAAAACAGUAUAUUGCAGUGAACAAUGUAGUUCUAAAGAAUGCGUCAGUACCGGCGCCUCCACCGCAAGUUCCUGCCACCGUGUCUGUAGUGAAUGGAACGCUGCCGAGAGUAGAAGUUGACCGCAAGAUUGUGCAAAUGAAAAUACCAACUAAUGUGAAAUUGCCCACAAAAGUUAAACCUGCACCGGAACGGAUCCUACAGUUUUUCCCAGAAAGAAUAGUUCAGACUGCUGCUAAUGAACGUACAUUGCCAAAGAACCGACCAAAAGAAAUUACAACAAGUCCAAAACAGACCAAACAUACCUCAGUACAACUAUUGAAGUUGGGAGAGACAUAUCACAGCAUCAAUCGUCUAAAUGAGGACCAAAUGAAGGUGGUGAAUCAAGCUUUGAAGAUUUUCAACAAUCCAACAGCUCACAUGCAGCCCACAUAUGACCCUGUCACCAACACCCGUUUUAUAUAUAAGGUUGUAUCACCAAGAGACUUAACAGUGGUUGGCAAUAAAAAUAAACAAAUCAUUAAGAACAAUAAAAAAGAAAAGAAAGAAGAGGAAAAGAAGGAAAAAGAGGAGAAGAGGGAUAAAGAAGAGAAGAAAGAUAGAGAAGAUUGCAUAGCUGAAGAAGAAAUGGAAGCUCUUCAUGAUGAGGUAAAAGUAACUAGAAGUGGCAGAAAAGUGAAAUUCCCAAGGCAAAUUGUACCCGAGGAUACCCAGCAGAAACCGAGGAAGAAGCGAGGAAAUCUUAUCUCUUGCUUCCAGUGCUCUGCUGAGUUCACCAGCCUAUAUCGUUUGCAAAAACACUAUGAGUGCCAGCCGACGCAUAUCCCAGCAAAAAUCCAUUCAAAUCUUUUCCAUUGUCUAUUGGCAAUCAUCAAGGGAAGCUCCGAGGAAGACCAGGCCAAUAUCUUCAUACAACAGUUGGAACAGCUGAUCGAAAAGCUCAAGUCUUUGCUGCCAUGUCUGCUGAAGAAGAUUGAUGGAAGUGAAGGGAACUCAUGUAAUAUAAAUGAUGAUAUUGCUAGAUUAUUUGGCAUGAAUCCUGGUAAGUACAACCUCAAUAUGGAUGCGCUCGCAUGUGUGAAAGACAUCGAUGGAUAUUGCCGCCAUAAUCCCGCACCGAAACCAAUAGUGCCAGACAUGAGCAAGCCACAACUUUGGCUAAACAAUGAAGACAAAGCCACAAACGACAAUGAAAAUCAAGAUUGCGCGCGGAUAAACGCUGUUGAUAAAUGGCCGACUGCUAACAAAAGACUGUGGAAAAUAAAGAAAAAGUAUUCGGAAAACGCUAAAAGAAUGAGACUGGCUUCAGACAAUACAGAAAAUGCUGUAAUAGAUUUAGAUGUUGAUGAUCUCAUUAGUUUUGUUGACAAAAAUGAUGUAAAUGACCUUAAAAAUGAUACGACUGAUCUAAGUGCAAUGAAUAUUAAUGAACCUGUCCAAAUAAAUGGUCCAGUCCAAAGUAUGCCUAUUAUACCCACAGACGUUAUAGAUUACAUGGAGGAGCAACCAAAUGGUAUAAACCAAGAUGACAUCAAACAAACGAAAAUCCCACAUAUGCAAUUUCACAGUACACAUUUCGAUAUACGUUCAUCACCUAUAAAACCAUCGGCAGCUGUGUUUUGCAAAUUUCAGAUUGAUUCAGAAAAGAUUGCAAGGUAUGAAGCGCAGGCAAUACGCCCAUUAGAUCUUGAUAAAGAACCUGCUAAAGUGGCAGAAGAUGUACCCAUUCAAAAUAAUCAUACACAAUCAGAAUCAAUAGAGCACAUUCAGACUGAUCAUUUACACACUGAUACUAUACAAUCUGAUGUUGACAGUGUUGAUCUCCAAAGUAUAUUAAGAGAUGAAAUCAUUAAUUUAUCAUGCAAAGAUGCUAAUGUAUCGGAUGACUUGAGUUUUGAUGCAACUAAAGACUUUUUUAUGAAUACUGAUAGUAAUAAAUCAGAUGAUAGUUUUAUGAAAUCAAAUGGUUUAAUCGAGCCAUCAUUAAUACAUGUCAAGGAUACAGUAGAUAAGUUACCAGUAAGCAAUGACCUAAAUCAUGAUUUAGAUAAUGACAGUGAUACUCAAUUGCUAAAUCAAGGACAUUCAGUAUUGAACUUUUUGGAGUCGUUGAGCAAUGAUUGCCUCUCAUACCCUGAGACUGAUAUUAGAAAUACUAACAUCGACUUUCAACUAGAUUUAUUUUCUUUUCAUAAUUCAUAGUAGUACAAUUAGAUUAAGUAUAAAAAUUAUAUAUUAACUAAGUAGAAGUAAUUUUAAUAACUAUUUUUAAUUAGAACAAAAUAUAGAACAUUAUAAGUAUA